This is a messenger RNA of Lodderomyces pseudojiufengensis, 1770 nucleotides long. RefSeq lists its product as uncharacterized. The transcript has a single exon. Bases 1 to 1770 code for a protein of 589 amino acids. The record is from RefSeq and is a predicted model, not a curated record. Gene Ontology annotation, biological process: mitochondrial respiratory chain complex III assembly. Gene Ontology annotation, cellular component: mitochondrial inner membrane. Lineage: Eukaryota; Fungi; Ascomycota; Pichiomycetes; Serinales; Debaryomycetaceae.
AUGUUUAGAUCAAUCAAACAUUUCAGAAGAUUCAAAUCAGAUAAAUUUUCUUCCAUUGAAGAGUUCAAUAAAAAGAAAACUAAUUAUUCAUAUGGGUAUAAUUUUGAAAAAUUGAAAGAUCUAGAUGAGGCAACAAAACCAUCACAACCGCCUCAGCCAGAUCAUAUGGAUAUAAAUCAAGUUCUUGAAAGAGAUCCGAGAUUAUUGAAACUUAAACCUGGAUCACAUGAAUAUAGAGAGACGCUACAUAAGGUACAUGAAGAAUUUAUCCUGAAUGCCAAAAAGCAAGAAAAACGUUAUGAAUUUAAUGAAAGAAUGAGAGGUGUUUUAUACGGACUUGCUGCAUUAGUUGGAGUUAUAUCGAUACAUCAGAUUUUUAUGAAUUAUGGAUCAAUUAAGAAUAGAUUAUUGAUGAAUUAUACUUAUGGAGAUGUUGUUGAUGAAACACCACAACCAAAGAAGAAUGUUAAAAGUUCAAAACAUCUAUUGGAAAAAUUACAAACGGAAUUAAGUGAUGAAAAUUUAAAAAAUAUCAAAAGUAGUGAUGAGCCAGGUGUGUAUUAUUUUGGAGGUGAUACUAAAAUUCCUUUGAGAAUACCGGAAUUUGAUGGCACAUAUAUUAAGGAUGCUUUUGUGGAAAAAGAUAUUAUCGUUGCAAUUACAAACAAAGGUAAAGUCUUGCAAUGGUACAAAGGUUCUUUAAAACAGCUAAAUUUACCUUCAAACCUUACAAGUAUAACACCAACUAGAGAUAACUACUACUUUUUAUCAUCAAAUGGUGAAAUCUUUUAUAUACCGAGAAAAGUGGAGACGGGAUUUAUUCCUAUGCUUAAAAGAAAUUGGUUUGGGAUGUUAAAAGUUCUACCAUAUAGUAAAUUAGAAGAUGUUAAAGAUGUUAUCAGUAUAAGUUCUGGAUUGGAUCAUCUAUUAUUACUUAACAAAUCAGGUCAAGUCUCAGUUGUCAACACGUCUAAAAAUCCAACAAAUCUUGGACAAUAUGGUCCUACUUAUUCACCUUUUGAAAAGAAAAAAAUACCAGUUAAUGAAGUGAUAGAUUUACCAAUUUUGAAUUAUACAUUAGACAAAGGUUCUUUGAUUGAAAGAAAAUUUGAUUCAAUUGCAAGUGGGGAUUAUUUCAAUAUUAUAAGUGAGAAUAAUACUGUGUGGACUUGGGGUGAUAAUAGGUUUGGUCAAUGUGGUGUAAACAAUAGCACAACAACUAUACCAAUACCUAAACAAAUAUUUGUGAAAAAAGAUUUUAAACGAAUACUUAAGACUAAGAUUUAUGAGCCAUUAAAAGUAUUUGCUGGUGCAUCAACUUCAUAUCUAUUAUUAGAUAAUCUAUAUUUACUUUCUUUUGGUUGUGGAUUGAAUGGUGAAUUAGGUUCAGGUAGAUACUUACAAGUUUGUUCAUAUCCAGAAAUAGCGAAAGGUCAAUGGACAACAAAAGAAUAUGAUGAAGCUUCAAACACCUUAAAACUUAUCGGUAUAAAAGAUAUCUCCGUUGGUAACAAUCAUUUCUUACUACAGAUGAAUUCUGGUGAUCUUUUAGCUUCUGGUAGUAACAAUUUCGGUCAAUUAGGUAAUGGUAAAAAAAUCAAAACUUCUAAACCAAUAAAUAUUCCUAAAUUAAUAGAACCAGAAGAUGGAAAAGAUAAAUUGAAAUUAGCACAACUGAUUAGUGACACAACCACAAAAAGACUACAACUCAAAAACAAUCAAACGUUUAUUGCCGGUGAGAACGCAUCUAUUAUAUGUUAUCAGAGGUGA